GAAGCUAGAACACUUUAAGUAUGUUUAUAAAUAUUUGUAUUAAUUAAAAGACUGCAAGGAAAUGUGCUCAAAAUGGUUAUUUGUGGAACAGUAUUAGUGCGCAACAAUUACGACGAUUUCUUUCUAAGCUGUGCGUAUUGUAAAAGUCACUGCGAUGUCGAAGUGAGCCUGGAGAAAUGGCAAGAAUUUGUCUAUCACAUACGAAAUGUACACAAAGAGGAACAAGAUGAGGACAAGGCGUCCUGGGACAGCUCUCAAGAGCUCAAAACCGAGCCAAUGCAUAUAGAAAGUGAGGAUGAGGUUGACAAUAAAGAUUGUUUAGCAGAAGCAGCUUUCGUUGAUUUACCAAAUGCAUUAAGCGACAGAGAAGAUGACGACGAUAGCGAAUAUGAUUUUGAAGAAGAGAUGGGAGACGAAUCACCGACUGAAGCAGAUGCCCAGAAACCCGAAGAAGAGUUCAGCAAAAAGAGUUUUACGCCAAUAGUCAAAUUCAAUCCGACAUUUUAUCGCCGCAAUCCACGAAUUACGCAAUUCAUUGAGCUCUACAAGGCGCAUCCCUGUCUCUGGGAUCCCAAACAUGGCUCUUUCAAGGAUAAGGCAAAACGUUCAGCUGCCUACGCCACAUUAAUUGAGCAGUUGAAAACAAAUAUUAAUGUGCAUUUAACUAACUACAAGCUCAAGAAAUGUAUAGCCAGCCUGCACAGCCAGUACGCGACGAUAAGUCGUCAGAAGCGUACCAAGAAACUAACAAAAUUACCUUUGUAUUAUUACGAAAUGUAUAGCUUCCUAGGGAAGCGCUGUGAUGUGGAGGAGCCGGAAAGUGACGACGAAAGUGGAGAUAAUAAAAUAAAGUUGGUGUUUACAGAAACAAAUCCACUGACAACACAGUUUAUAGCGCUCUAUUCCAAGUUUCCACAGCUGUACGAUCCGACGCACAAGGACUUUGCCAAUUUAAGUGAACGCAAAUCAGCUUAUAUGUCAAUGACUGAUCUGCUUGCCAUCGAGAUACCCUUGGGCGUGGUCACACACUAUGAUGUCUACGACAGUGUGCUGCAUUUACGGCAAUGGUAUUCCCGCAGAAUCAAAGGACUGACAGAGACCCAGACAAUCGGCCUGUUGAAGGCCGAGAAACGAUAUAUUGACACAUGCAAGAGCUUCCUGAGAACGAAAACAUUCCGCCAACAAAUACCCUGUGACGUUUGCCAGACCAGCUUCAGCACGGAUCACGCUCUGCAGGCGCAUCAAUAUAGAGCACAUAAGAUCGGCGAAGGUGGCUGGUUCAAGUGCACCUUCUGUGAGAAUCACUUCGAGCGCCGCUGCCACUUACAGCAGCACAAUCAGCGUGUGCACAUGGGCAAGACGUUCAGCUGCAGCGUGUGCGAGCGCAGCUUUGCAUUCGCCAGCCAAUUGAGCAGCCAUAUGCGUACCCAUGACGAGAAACACGUAGCCAAGCCGUUUGUCUGUGAGUUUUGUGGCAAAUCGUUCAAGCAGAAGAUCCAAAUGAGCAACCAUGUGACGGCUGUGCAUACCAAAAUACGGGCAUUCAAGUGCAGCAUGUGCCCCAAGGAUUUUCUGACUAAACGCGAUCUCAAGGACCACAUAAAGGCGCAUCUGAAUAUACGCGAUAAGGUGUGUGAAAUAUGCCAGAAAGCAUUCACAAAUGCAAACGCAUUGGUCAAGCAUCGUCACAUCCACAAGGAGAAGACUUUGCAGUGCAGUCUAUGCAAUACGAAAUUCGCAGAGCGCGUCAGUUUGGGUGUGCAUAUGAAGCGUACGCAUAAAAUCAUACGAAAUAGUUUAAAAGUUGCGGAGUCAACGGACGCCGCAUCGUACUCAAACACAUUCCCACAAACAGAAGAUAUUUCAAAUAAAUAAAGACAUUUUACAAAAUUUA
This is a messenger RNA of Drosophila arizonae, 1894 nucleotides long. It is a transcript of the gene az2, whose product is annotated as zinc finger protein az2. Gene Ontology annotation, molecular function: DNA-binding transcription factor activity, RNA polymerase II-specific. Gene Ontology annotation, cellular component: nucleus. NCBI's taxonomy places the organism in Eukaryota, Metazoa, Arthropoda, Insecta, Diptera, Drosophilidae. Gene Ontology annotation, biological process: regulation of transcription by RNA polymerase II. The record is from RefSeq and is a predicted model, not a curated record.